GUGUGACAUGCGUUUCCACAUCAUUAUCGCCGCUGUCUUUUGGUGUGGUUUCGUAGAUUCGCGGAAAAUAAGAGGGAUAUCUUCGUCCUGUGAGUUCACUGUCUCCUUCACGCUAGCUAAGGGCUAAGUAGCUAUCUCAAUUAUUUGUCAAUGACACUGUAUAGUGUGACUUUAACAGCUCUCUGCAACAUGUUGCUGUGACGUUGUCAUCUCUGCAGACAGCUUGUAACAACUGUACACAGCGUUUAAAGUUUGUUCUAUCCAUAAAGCCAGACCUUUAGUUGUAUCAAUAGUUACAGUAGCUUUUCUUUACAGACUGUGGAAUAGAGCCACAAGCUUUCACCCUGAAAUGCAUUCUGUAGAUGCAAAAUGUUAUUAAAAGCCUUUGUUUGGUUACGUUUCUAGCUGCAGUUAAAGCCCAUCAACAUGCAUCCUUCAGUAAUGUUUUUAAUCCUCUAACAGACAAGCGCUUCUACAGGGAGAAGAAGUCCUUUCUGUGCAUUGAUGGGUCCAAGAUCAUUCCCUUUGAGCAGGUGAACGAUGACUACUGUGACUGUGAAGAUGGCUCUGAUGAACCAGGCACCUCAGCCUGUCCUCGUGGCCGAUUCUACUGCACCAACCUGGGUUUUCGCCCACACUACAUCCCGUCAUCACGAGUCAAUGAUGGCAUCUGUGAUUGCUGCGAUGCUUCAGAUGAAUACAACAGCCACGCUCACUGCCAGAACACUUGCUGGAAUCUGGGACAGAGAGAGAGAGCAUACGUGGAGGGCCAGAUGAGGACCUUGGACGAGGGUUUGCAGCUCAAGCAGCAACUGAUUGAGGAGGGAGUGCUGCUCUGGAGAGAAAAACAGGCCCAGCUCCGAGAGCUUCAGCAGGUAGCUGAGGACCUACAGAUCAAAUUAGAGGAACACAGAAGGAAGAAACACGAGGCCGACCGAAUCAAAGAGCAAACAUUAAAGGCGCUGGAAGCAGGGGACAGCAGUCUUUUAAGAAGUCAGAACAGCACAGUAACCAGCACUUUCAAGUUACUGGACAUCAAUAAAGAUGGCAGUAUAACCGUGGAUGAAGUCCAGGCUAAAGUGGCACUUGUCCAUGAUGAAGAGCGGGUUCUCUCUGAGGAUGAGGCAGUGGCUUUGUUGGGAGGAGGCUAUCAGAUGGAUCUUACCAAGUUUCAGCACACACUCUGGGACAUCCUGACAGAAGGAGACAGUGUCAAGAUCAGAGACACACAUGGUGCACCAGGCGUGGGUGAAGAUCCUCACUUAAAGGCAGCUGACAGAGCUGCAGAGUGGGAGGCUACAAAUCUGAAGAAGGUAGAAGAAGCCUAUGAGACAGUCAACAUGGAAAUAAGUGAUCUCCGGAAAAAGCUGGCCAUAGACUACGGACCAGAUUGGGAGUUUCUGUUUUUGAACAGCCAGUGUUACAAGCUGAAAGUAUAUGAGUAUACCUAUACGCUGUGUCCAUUCAAUCAAGUCACACAAAAGAGCAACGCAGGAACAGAGGUCUCAUUAGGGAGGUGGGGGAUGUGGGCAGGAACACCAAAGAACCAGUACAGUCAGAUGGUGUAUGAGAAUGGAGAACCCUGCUGGCAAGGAGGUUCACGCAGUACUACAGUCACAUUGACAUGCGGAACAGAGACAGCCUUGCGAUCGGUGAAGGAGCCCAGCAAAUGCCAGUACAUCAUGGACUUUCAGACUCCUGUGGCCUGUCAGCCGGUGCUGAAGCAGCGGGGCAUACACAGUGAACUGUGACCCCUUCCCUUACUGGCCUGGUCUAGAUUAAUUUAGCCCCCCUUGGCUAGCCUGCGGUGACAGCCUGGGGUCCUGAGGGUCCCCUCUGACAUCUGUGUUGUCAGAACAUAUAUUCUUCCAAAGAAGUCUUGCUAAGGUCAGAAUCAGAUUUUCAGUAAUGCUGCACCUAGACCACUUAAGUUUUCAUGAAUUGUUACACUGUUGUUGCUUUAUAUUGUCACUUGUUUGAGUACAGCAUUAAUGAAUGACUUAGUGGACACAAUCAUUCUUCCCAAUGCACUAUAUUCCUUAUAUGGGUUUACACUUAAGGCCUUACAAUUAAUACGAUUAACAUGUUAAUAAUUGAAUAAAUAAAGUGAAACUAGUUCAAUUACAAGCCCAAAUGACAUGCCACUAAUUUUACUUAAAGCCAGAGCUUGAGUUAGAUUCACAUAGAACCCCAUUGUUAUCCAAAAACGAUUAAAAACACAUCAAUGAGCCACACUGUUGCAUAGGUUGAGACUUUCCUUCAUAAUGAUAAAGAUGAGCAAUGAAGUUUAUUUUGAGUCAAUCCGCCAUACACUGCCAUUCUGCUGUAAAUAUUCACUCUAGAGCCAAAUGUGUAUUAACCAACAGCUGAAAGUAGUCCCUAACAAAUGCACUUUUUUUUUCUCGUUUGAGUAACCACAGUGCACAGCUGUUUUACGGAAUUAUUCAGCCUUUUAAAAAAAAACCUAACUAUGUAUUUGUGACAAGUUAUUACAGAGAUUUUAUCAUCAGCCGCGGGCCGAGCACCACAAACAGGGUAAAGAAGUUAAGUAUUCAGAGACAAAGUAACACAUUGUUUGCUUUGGUCUUUUCAAGAUGUUCAAGGUGUUUUCUUUUCUUGUAGACAAAGGGAAAAAUACAGAAAGUGAACACUGUUUUAUUAUACACAUUAUAUUUCAGUAUAUUUACACUAAAGACUCAGCAACAUUAGAAUGUGUAACGUUGAAUGAAUAAAGUGACAUUGCUACUACUGUAACUGCUGUAUCAAAAAACUGAUUAUUCAUAAGCACAAAUAAAACUACUUCAUACUUUAAUAUAACCUCACCAACUGUACUGUUACCUUGUUAUAUCAUUUCCUAAACAAUCACACUGUAAAACAUUUUCAAAUGGUUUGAAUAUUAAGUAUAGACCUACAUAUUUCUACGCACUAAUGUACAGUCUCACAACACUUUCACAAUGUAGACCCACUUUCAACUACUAUUAGUGAUGCAUGUUGUACUGAAUGUAAUGUAUCUUGAUUCCACAAGAUUCUGCCAGCAUUAGCAGUCUGCUUCUUACUCUGCAUGCUAUUUAUGAUGUUACGUAACAGAUUGUGUGUGUUUUGCAGCCUGGCUCAUUAAGAGGGAGCUAAAUCAGCUGUCAGGAAUAGGCUACCUGAUAUAUUCCUACCCUGCUGGGGCAGCUGGGUGGCUGUUUGCCUGUUAGCAAUGCAAUAGCCUCAGGCCUUGUAGCUUAGGGGCUGCCGUUUUUUUAUUUAUCUGGCUUCAGCUCCCAUCCACAUUCUCUUUUUUAAUGGGGAAUCUUACUAUUUGCUUUCACCUUUGGUUUUUAGGACAAUUGUCAGGUUUGUAUAAGGUGUC
Molecule: messenger RNA, 3358 nt
Organism: Anoplopoma fimbria (sablefish)
Lineage: Eukaryota; Metazoa; Chordata; Actinopteri; Perciformes; Anoplopomatidae
Product: glucosidase 2 subunit beta-like
Exons: 14
Coding region: 363-1751 (462 amino acids)
Biological process (GO): liver development; N-glycan processing
Cellular component (GO): glucosidase II complex
Molecular function (GO): calcium ion binding; protein binding
Source: RefSeq, a predicted model, not a curated record